Helianthus annuus (common sunflower) is the source of this 2358-nucleotide messenger RNA. RefSeq names its product 25S rRNA (cytosine-C(5))-methyltransferase nop2. Gene Ontology annotation, cellular component: nucleolus. Gene Ontology annotation, molecular function: RNA binding; rRNA (cytosine-C5-)-methyltransferase activity. Gene Ontology annotation, biological process: maturation of LSU-rRNA; rRNA base methylation. The record is from RefSeq and is a predicted model, not a curated record. Bases 136 to 2076 code for a protein of 646 amino acids. The transcript is spliced from 18 exons. NCBI's taxonomy places the organism in Eukaryota, Viridiplantae, Streptophyta, Magnoliopsida, Asterales, Asteraceae.
GAUUUCUUAAGUUUACGUGCCCUUAAACCCUAACAUAACUUCCCCGCCUCUCUAUACCUCAACCCCUUCGAGCAUCCUUUCUUCCGUCUUUCGUUACGGCGGUUCAACAAGCAACAAUCUUCAUCUUCUGGUUAAAUGGCUGUUAAAGGUAAAAAGACACAAAAGAAAUCAAACAGAAAUGAGAAAAGUAAGGAGUUUGUAUCUGUCAAUAAGAAAAAGAAGAAUGAGGUGUUGAGUGAAUCUGAUAUGGAAGAUGAAGAAGUUGAGGUUGUUAAAGGUAAGAACUCACAGAAGAAAGCAAGCAAAAAGGAGAAAAGUAAGGAGUUUGUUGCGGUUAACAAGAAAAAGAAAAAUGAGGUGUUGAGUGAAUCGGAUAUGGAAGAUGAAGAAGAUGAAGAAAUGCAGAGUGUUGAUGGUGAUGAAGGUGGAGAUUCGGGGUCGGAUAUGUCGUCGGAUGGGGAUGAUGCGUUUGCGGGUGAUUUUCUACAGGGCAGUGAUGAUGAAGAAAUGGGGUCCGGUUCCCAAUCAGAUUUGGAUUCUGACGAUUCCGAUAUCGAGACCAAAUCUAAGGCGAUUGAUGACGCGAAAGAGAGAGAAGAAAAAGAGGCUUUAGAUGAACUACGACUGAACAUUAAAGAAGCACCUGAUGAGUUCAGAUUGCCAACACAAGAGGAACUUGAAGUCGAAGCUCGUGGACCCCCUGAUCUUACCGGUCUUCAACAAAGAAUAAAAGAGAUUGUUCGAGUUCUCUCGAAUUUUACUUCGUUGAGGCAAGAAGGAGCAACACGAAAGCAGUACAUUGAGCAACUUAAGUUGGAUUUAGGAUCAUAUUAUGGAUACAACGAGUUCCUUAUUUCUUCAUUUGUUGAGAUGUUUCCACCUGUUGAACUUAUGGAACUGAUCGAAGCUUUCGAAAAGCCUCGACCAAUUACCCUUCGUACCAACACAUUAAAGACACGAAGACGUGAUCUAGCUGGUGUCUUGUUGAAUAGAGGUAUCAACUUAGACCCGCUAAGCAAGUGGUCAAAGGUUGGUUUGGUUGUUUAUGAUCAUCAAGUGCCGUAUGGUGCAACCCCGGAGUAUAUGGCUGGUCAUUACAUGGUGCAAAGUGCAAGUUCUUUUUUACCUGUAAUGGCACUUGCUCCUCAGGAGAAGGAACGCAUUGUUGACAUGGCGGCUUCACCUGGUGGUAAAACGACUUACAUUGCAGCUCUUAUGAAAAACACUGGUAUAAUUUACGCUAAUGAGAUGAAAGAGGCUCGGCUCAGCAAACUAACAUCGAAUCUGCAACGUUUGGGCGUUACAAACACUGUAGUAUGCAGCUAUGACGGGAGGGAGCUGCCGAAAGUUUUGGGAAACAACACAGUAGAUAGGAUUUUGUUGGAUGCCCCUUGCAGUGGUACCGGGGUUAUAUCUAAAGAUGAAUCUGUGAAAACCUCAAAAACUGCUGUUGAUGUGCAAAACUGUUCACGUCUACAGAAGGAACUAAUACUUGCAGCAAUUGACAUGGUGGAUGCAAACUCCAAAUCAGGCGGUUACGUGGUUUAUUCCACAUGCUCUAUGAUGGUCAUUGAGAAUGAAGAUGUUAUAGACUAUGCACUCAAGAAGAGGGAUGUGAAACUUGUGCCAUGCGGAUUAGACUUUGGUCGCCCAGGGUUUGUUCGCUUUAGGGAAAGCCGAUUUCAUCCUUCGUUGGAAAAGACGAGACGUUUCUAUCCUCAUGUUCAUAACAUGGAUGGUUUUUUUGUAGCAAAGUUGAAGAAAAUGAGUAAUUCUAAGGCGGCUCCAGCAGCGGCACAAGUGGCGGAAGAUGGUGGUUCUGAGAUUGAACCUAGCACCAUAGAGACCCCGGCACCUCAGAGUAACGUUAUCUCUAAAAAAGAACAGAAUAAAGGGUCACGGAAAGAUAAAGUUGAUAAUCUUUCUCUUAAGAGAAAGAAAGAAGAAAAACCUAAUGCACCUACUGAGAAGAGGAAGAAGUACAAACCUCCUCCUAGAGAAGAGAUCUCAAAAGCCAGGGAAGAGAAAAGACAAGCAUUGAGAGAAGCCAAGAAGAAAGGCAAAUCUAAGGUUUAACACUAUAUUCAUAACGUGGAAUUCGUUGGAUGGUCGUGUUUUAAGGAGACUUUGUAAGAGUUAUAGGUUUGUUUGCUGGAAGCUGGGCACAGCUUUCUUGUUGUUCGAUGUUGGUUGGUUUUGGCAUGGCAAUGUGUCUUAUAAAUUUUGUUUCUGGGUUUUCCAGUUUUGUUAUUUCUUUUAGGGGAAUACCUUUUUGAUUUAAAAGGAAGUAGAUCUAUCAAAUUUUGAUAUGAAAUAUUUAUCAAGUUAAUUACCUAAUGAAAUAUUCAUUGUUUUUUC